This is a messenger RNA of Neospora caninum, 831 nucleotides long. RefSeq lists its product as hypothetical. Gene Ontology annotation, molecular function: RNA binding. The coding region runs from base 1 to 831 and encodes 276 amino acids. The transcript is spliced from 6 exons. Lineage: Eukaryota; Apicomplexa; Conoidasida; Eucoccidiorida; Sarcocystidae. The record is from RefSeq and is a predicted model, not a curated record.
AUGAAUAUGGAGCAAUUAGGGACAAGAACAAGCGCGAGUGCCUCGUCUUUUCUUCUCAAGGAUGUGCCAGCAAAACGCCCCCAUCUGCGCGUGAAGGCCUCAGUCGCCUCGCACCUGCAGAGAGGCCGUCCAUGGAUUUUCCGAAGCGACGUGCUCAACGGAGGCGAGCUCGACGUGCAUGCGCCGUGUUUCGUUGAAAUUGCUGCCGAGGGCGGGGGCGAUUCUCUCGGCGUGGCGCUCUACAAUGCGGACUCCACUGUUGCAGCCAGGGUCUUUUGUCGAGAUCGCUUCCAGCGGAUCGACGCAGGAUUUCUCGCGCUCCAGCUCCGGCGGGCAGCGGACCUCCGGCGGCGGCACUUCACGCAUCCUUUCUAUCGCGUGUGCAACGGAGAAGGCGACGACCUCCCAGGCAUUGUUCUCGAUAGGUACGGCCCGCAUUUUGUCCUUCAGCUGAAUGCUGCGGGCCUGGACGACUUCCUCCCGGUCCUCCAGUCGGUCAUUGAAGACGUCUUCGAAGCGGAGCUGACAACGUUGCUCCUUCGGAAUGAUUCGCCCUUGAGGCGGCUCGAAAAACUCCCCUUGACGAAAUCCUUCCUUUCAGGCUACCGAGACACCCCUGUCGAAGUUUUUGAGAAUGGGAGCACUUUUCUGGUCGAUCUCCUGGAAGGAGACAGAACAGGGUGGAAUUUCCAGCAACGCCCCACGCGCGAGAUGCUCGCCCCUCUCUGCCGCCGGCGAUCCGUUCUUGGUCAGCAAGGGGGAGAAAAAGAGACGGCGGCUGCGCCGCAGGAACAAGCGUUGCGUCAAUCCAAACGCGAGAGACGUAGUUGA